Messenger RNA from Seminavis robusta, 633 nucleotides. The record is from the annotation of a GenBank genome assembly. Lineage: Eukaryota; Bacillariophyta; Bacillariophyceae; Naviculales; Naviculaceae.
CCGCCACCAACUGAACGCCAACAAAGCCCUCCACAAAUCCCCCACAAGCACCUCAACAAGCCCUCCACAAAUCCACCCACAGCACCUCCAACAAAUCCCCCAACAGAACCACCAACUCCAUCCCCAACUGAGUCUCCGACAGAGCCUCCCACUCCAUCGCCAACUGACCCUCCAACAGAGAUGCCUACGGAUCCUCCCACAGAUCCUCCAACACCAGGGCCUCCCACUUCCUCUCCAACGGAUCCGCCCACCAAUGCCCCCACCCCAUCCCCUACGGAGCCCCCCACAGAACCACCCACUCCCUCCCCAACAGAGUCUCCAACAGAGCCUCCCACUCCAUUGCCAACUGACCCUCCAACAGAGCCUCCCACUCCAUCCCCUACAGAUCCACCCACACUGGAUCCAACUGAGGCACCAACCGACCCACCUACUCCUUUGCCUACAGAGUCUCCAACAGAACCACCUACUCCAUCUCCAACUGAGCCUCCAACAGAGUCCCCAACUCCAUCACCAACGAUUCCUUGUGGUGUCAACAAAGCUACGUGCAAUGCUGAUAGUGAGUGCUGUUCCGGAAAGUGUAAUCAAGGCACAUGUCGUGGAAAUCGAAGACGAUUGGGGGAACCAUUCUUUUAG